Balaenoptera ricei (Rice's whale) is the source of this 1681-nucleotide messenger RNA. Its product is annotated as sulfotransferase 1A1. The record is from RefSeq and is a predicted model, not a curated record. Bases 735 to 1670 code for a protein of 311 amino acids. The transcript has 10 exons. Gene Ontology annotation, biological process: sulfation. Gene Ontology annotation, cellular component: cytoplasm. NCBI's taxonomy places the organism in Eukaryota, Metazoa, Chordata, Mammalia, Artiodactyla, Balaenopteridae. Gene Ontology annotation, molecular function: sulfotransferase activity.
CCCAACCUCUGCCCACUCCUUUUCUGUGCCACGCCCUGUGGGUCUGGGCAGUUUUUACUUGAGUACAAUAAAAAGUCUGAGUUAAGAGCCUUGUUCAAACCCACAGAGAGAAAAACACCUUCUGGGGGCUGUUGUUUUACCAACCAUGAGUGAGGCGCCGUGCUGUCCCACGGGAGCCGCCUUCCCACGGGAGCCAUGGAGCUGGGGCUCACUCCCAGGGUUAUUCGACUUAAGCAUUCUGGCUCUUUCCUAUCCUUUGCUGCCUCAAAAAGAGCCGGCCCUGCUCGGCUCUGCCCCAAACCCCAUGACCCGGCCCACGCACAUCCCUCUGGACUGGCCUUGUGGUCAGAGCCAGAAGUUCCUGGAACAAUGUUUGGGCUGCUGGGGGCCUGUGGGCUGCCUUCCACCUGAACCCUUGGCCUCUUCAAGACUGAUCGGGAGCCAGCAGGAGGGUUUUCAGGCCGGUCUAAGCUUGAUUCCAGCUGGGCACUGAGCAGGGUAGCACAGAGGGGCCCUCCCAUCCCGAACUUCACCCUUUCCUUCCUGGACGACAGCCAAGUCCCAGUGCCGGCUCCAGAUCCCUCCCACUUUGGACCUACAAGACCUUCAGCUCAGAGAGCAGUUGUGCACUCACCAUACCACACCCGUUCUAAGCCACAGCACGCAGGCGUCACAAGGCCAAGAUCCAGAGAAGUCAGGGAAGGAAGCUACACUCUCGCCCUUGACGUGGCAGCAUGGAGCUGGUCCAGGACACCUCCCGCCCGCCACUGGAGUACAUGAAGGGGAUCCCUCUCAUCAAGUACUUUGCAGAGGGACUGGGGCCGCUGCAGAGCUUCCAAGCCUGGCCCAAUGACCUGCUCAUCAGCACCUACCCCAAAUCUGGCACCACCUGGGUAAGCGAGAUCCUGGACCUGAUCUACCAGGGUGGCGACCUGGAGAAGUGUCAAAGAGCCCCCAUCUUCGUCCGGGUGCCCUUCCUUGAGUUCAGGAUCCCUGGGGUUCCCACAGGUGCUGAGCUUCUGGAAGAUACACCAGCCCCACGGCUGAUCAAGACACACUUGCCCCUGGCUCUGCUUCCCCCAACCCUGCUGGAUCAGAAGGUCAAGGUGGUCUACGUUGCCCGCAAUGCAAAGGAUGUGGCCGUCUCCUAUUACCACUUCUACCGCAUGGCCAAGGUGCACCCUGACCCUGGCACCUGGGACAGCUUCCUGGAGAAGUUCAUGGCUGGGGAAGUGUCCUACGGGUCCUGGUACCAGCACGUGCAGGAGUGGUGGGAGCUGAGUCACACCCACCCUGUUCUCUACCUUUUCUAUGAGGACAUAAAGCAGAACCCCAAAAGGGAGAUUCAGAAGAUCCUGGAGUUUGUGGGGCGCUCUCUGCCAGAGGAGACCGUGGAUAACAUCGUCCAGCACACGUCUUUCAAGGAGAUGAGGAAGAACCCCAUGACCAACUACAGCACCAUACCCAUCAAAGUCAUGGACCACAGCAUCUCUGCCUUCAUGAGGAAAGGCAUCACUGGGGACUGGAAAUCCACCUUCACUGUGGCCCAGAAUGAGCGCUUUGAAGCCGACUAUGCCGCGAAGAUGGCAGGCUGCAACCUCCACUUCCGCUGGGAGCUGAGUGGUGCUCAUCAGGAUGAGCGUGAAACAACCCUCAACAAUAAAAUCUGAUGUGUGUUAAA